Aureobasidium subglaciale EXF-2481 is the source of this 815-nucleotide messenger RNA. RefSeq lists its product as uncharacterized. Gene Ontology annotation, cellular component: membrane. The coding region runs from base 147 to 683 and encodes 178 amino acids. The transcript has a single exon. The record is from RefSeq and is a predicted model, not a curated record. NCBI's taxonomy places the organism in Eukaryota, Fungi, Ascomycota, Dothideomycetes, Dothideales, Saccotheciaceae.
GCAGCAAUAUAAGGUUCUACAGAGUCCCCAAAUUUCCCCUCAUCUAUAUACCUCUCAAAUCAAGUCAAAAGCACCAUCUUCUCUUUCGACUGUGUCGUCAAUCGUCUUGAUUUCAACACACUGAUCAAUUUUCACAUCCUACAAGCAUGGCAGCAGUACAAUCACUCCUCAAGCCCGUCUUCGCCCUCGUCGGCUGGACCUUCGCAAUGGAAGGCUGGAUGUACGCAACCCGCUUACCAGCAAUGUCACAAUACAAAAUCAAAACCGAUUCCAGCUUCUCAAAGGAGAAGCUAAACAACCAGAUCCCUGCUUCUGUGAGAUGGAAGGGUAAAUCUGCUCCUUCUCAGAUCAUCAUGCUUUUCACAAUCCUGAUGCACUUCGCAGCCGACAACUAUGACCAUCUCCACGAAGCACCCACACGCUUCUACGCCGUCGCAUUGGGAUUAGCACUUUAUGCCAGUACUUCCCCUGCUGCGUUGACUAGCAAGUUUAUGGCUAGUGAGGCCAAGUUGGCUUGGGUUUACGUUGGGCUUAGAGUGGUGCACAGUGUUGUGCAGGCAAGUGCUAACCCGGUAAUGGUGAGAUUUUCCAUUUUCGUUGCUUCAGAGGUGACGAUGUUGGGAUUGUUGCUCAAGGGUGUUAGUGCUGUUUGGCAGGCCAAGGGCACUGGAAGUCUGAUCUAGAGAGUCAGAACUGUGGAUGAUGUAAUGGAGAUAGUGGUAGGACGAUACGGUGUCAUUGAGACUGCGAUCGCUACAUCGCCAGAUGAAUCUUCCGGCGACCGACCGGUAUGACCUUCGCAUCAAUCGAAACAG